AGAAGCGAGUCCGUCGUGUGAAUGACUUGGUGCCGGCAGGAUCUCUCUGCCGUAGGCUCGAGACUCGCCGUGAGCCGUCAAAAUUUUAAGAGGGUGCCGCUCUAAACUAGGAAUGAAGCUCCUAAGUCCAUCGUUAGGUGCGGGGCGCUGUGCGGCUGCACUCGCGAGGCCGUACUCGCAAUCCGUCGUUCGCUUCCGUGGAAGAUGUGAAACCGACAAGUGUCAAGCCUAAGCCUUUCAGCGAAGUUCCGAGGGUUCCCUCACUGCCGUUGGUUGGAAGUUCAUGGAUGUACUGGCGUCUUGUGGGCAAGUACCACCCGGACCGGCGCCACAUCGCGGCUUCGGACAUGUACCGCAAGUACGGUCCGGUGGUAGCCGAGCGCCUGCCGGGCCGCUACUCGCUGGUACACCUCUUCAGUGCCAACGAUUUCCGGACGCUGUACCAAGAAGAAGGCAAGAUGCCCUUUCGUAUGGGGGCCACAGCAUUCAAGCGGUACCGUGAGAGCCGGCCUCAGUACUACGACAACAUCGGUAUCCUCAAUCUGCAAGGCCAGGAGUGGUACAACGUCCGUUCGAAGACGCAGCCGUACACGCUCCGGCCACGCACAAUCAUGUCCUAUGUGCCCGGCAUGGACCUGAUUGCUGAGGAUGCCCUGCGGCUCAUCGAAAAGACACGAGACGAGAAAAAAGAAGUGGAUGACUGCUACACGAUACUCUACCGCUGGGCACUCGAGAGCGUGAUGCUGGCUUCGGCUGACACGCGAGCAGGCUGCCUGGCCGACCCGCUUCCGCCAACAUCUGACGGCGCAGCUUUCCUGCAAGACAUGAACGACGUGUUCGGUUGCCUGCAGAUCUUCGGCUACCGCUUCCCGUACUUCCGCUACUUCCGCACGCCUACUUGGCGCAAGUUUGAGAAGUCCAUGGAUGCAUUCACCCUGCGACUUUUCAAGCACAUCCAAGAGGCCGCGAACCGACUUAAGACACGGAAGACCGACCAAGAAUACACCAUCUUGGAACACUUAUUGGUGGAGAAAAAACUGGGCUUUGGCGAAAUACUUUCCUUUAUGAGCGACUUCAUUAUGGGAGGCGCUGACACGACAUCAAGCUCUGCCACGUUUUGCAUAUACAACUUAGCAAAGAAUCCGGAAGCGCAAGAAAAGGCGCGCCAGGAGGUAUUGUCCGUAGUGGGUGAAAAUUGUCAAGCUGUGGAAUCCCGUCAUCUCAGUAACUUGCCAUUCGUGAAGGCUUGCCUCAAGGAAUCACUCAGGUUAAACCCAGUGCUGUCCGGUGUCUUCCGUAAACUGGACCAUGAUGUCGUCAUGUCUGGCUACACCAUUCCUGCAGGUACGCCAGUGUUCACGGAAAACUACGUUGCCAGUCAGUUGGAGGAGAACUUUACCAACGCACACGCGUUUCUUCCCGAGCGCUGGCUGAAGUCCGAAGAGCAGCGUGACGACUGGAACCUACACCCGUAUGCGUCCUUGCCGUUCAGCUUCGGCCCACGAAUGUGCCUUGGCCGAAGAAUGGCGGAGCUGGAGGUCUGGAUCCUCCUCGUAAAACUGCUGUCGAAGUACAGGAUCGAGUACCAUUACGAGGACAUUGGAUUCGUCGGGAAACUGGCCAAUGCUCCGGACAAGCCAGCAAGGUUUCGGUUCGUCGAGCUCGAGCCCAAUGCUUAAUUUAAUGCUUCGGAAAAUCUAUAUUUUACUCUCAGUAUUGUCGAUUACUGUGGUUGUGUUUCGGAUACUCUCAGCGAAGCAGUCUCGAGGUGUCCUUUGCGACGAAUAAGGUAUCUUUUGAGGCCAUAAAAUGUGAAAGAAGCUUGCGGUGAAAAAGCGAUAAUAAGGAGUACUAUAAUAAGGAGUACUUAAUGUGAGCGAGUGAAGAAAAGUGUGUGAAGUAGUGACACUAAUAUAAAGCGAAAUGAUUUACUGAGACACCAGUUUAGCGCUAAAAAUAGUGUCAGCCUUGUCGCUCUCGUCCGUCCAUUGCGUUACGUUGACGACGACCAUCGUCGUCAACGACGUCAUAUAAGUUCUUUUCUUUCGUCGUCAGGCCACCUUGUGGUUCGUAGCUUCACCAUCACCAAAGGUCGAAGAAAAAAUGGCUGUGGCUUAGCUUAGCUAACCCUUAGCUUGGUUAAGUCGUGGUUUUACUUGGUUAACCUUUGAUUUAGCUGUAAUGAUUAUACUUAGGUAUACGCUCAUCGUUAAGCCAGGUAUAAAUUAUGAGCCGACAAGUCCUAGCGUUUUGCGAGUCGAACGGCUCGCUCUUCCUCAGUCUCCGAUGCUAGCUUCACGCGCUUGGCAUUCCGUAAACUCUUCAGUGAAGCAGCUCGAUGGGAGAUAUCCGCGGGGUGGUCAGACGCCGCUUGCCGACGACGGCUCAAAGCCUCCCGCUCCCGCGCAACGCUCAGAGAAGACGGCCCGGCCUCGCUUUCAUCCAUGGCGAGCGCGGCGUUCCUUUUAGCCAGGGGCGCGGCGAGUCACGUGGUCAGGCGGCGUCCAGCAGUGGAGAGCGCAUGCGCCAAUCCGGCAGCGAAGCUCGGCACGGCGAGUCACGUGAUCCGUUGCCAAGACUACGGCGCAGCUGCGGUCAAAUGAAGGUCAAAUUGCUGGCGACUGCGAAACUCGACUCGACUAGGUUAGUAAAGCGUUCGCUUUAAAAUAAUCCUUAUCCACAACCGCCACCACUGGGAUAGUAAAGCACGUUACCGGAGCCAUGUGGGGAGUCGGGCGCGAUAACCACAGCGCUAUCGAGCACCAACACCACUGGGAAAUUACGGGAGUCAUAUAGGUUUCUACAAAAAAUGUGUAGGCGUAACUUCGGAGCUAGUGUUUGUUGUAGCUGUAAGCAUGACGGUUCAGCCAGCAUCGCAUUGAUGGUUCACAAAUGGAUUUGCCUAAAUUUCGCCUUUCUGCCUUCAAACGGUGUUGUGAUUUUGCAAGCUGAUCAUUUCCUAAAAAUAUUCCUUUACAAAUGAAAACAGUUCGCAAAUUUUAUGCAGACUUGCAGAACCUUAUCGGCUUGUGCAUUUAGAAAAGGAUACAUUGCUUUGAAAUUUAGGUCAAUAAAGGCCGAUAAAACCUAGUAAACAAUGCCGAAGGUCAGACAAAAAAUUCAGAGCCCUUCCACGAUGUGAAGAUGGAAGACCAGUGAAGCUGUACUUGUCGAUAACUAUAUUAAGGUACAUAUGGUUAAUUGCUGUAUUGAUUGAAUAAAGACACACACAUAACUUC
Dermacentor silvarum is the source of this 3239-nucleotide messenger RNA. Its product is annotated as probable cytochrome P450 301a1, mitochondrial. The transcript is spliced from 9 exons. The record is from RefSeq and is a predicted model, not a curated record. Bases 288 to 1679 code for a protein of 463 amino acids. Gene Ontology annotation, molecular function: oxidoreductase activity, acting on paired donors, with incorporation or reduction of molecular oxygen; iron ion binding; heme binding. Lineage: Eukaryota; Metazoa; Arthropoda; Arachnida; Ixodida; Ixodidae.